UGCAUAGUGCACACAUACUGUAUUUGACCUGAUUUCGACACCAACUUUAAGAAUGGGUUUUAACUACAGCUGAUCUAACUGUAGUUCUGCUAAAUGACUAAAAAAAAGUUGUCAGUAUGGUAGAAAACUGAACAUUUUCAGUCAAUUAGUUCAUCCUUCUGUAAUCUUAUAUCAAAAACAGAAAUUAUGUCAGUUUAUAUUAUUCUUAAAUCAUUUAAUUUUCAAAUACUAAGUGCUUACUUUUGAUUUAACUUCAUCACUUAAUAGCUCAAUUUAGCAAUUUAAAAUAGUCACAUACUAGCAACGCUCUCCAACAAAUUUAGCUACUAUAACUGUCCUUAUUUCGGUUUUUGGUAUAAGAUUGCUGAAGGAUGUUUUGACUACAGAUGUACCUUUUUAUACCAUCAUUCUUAUUACCUUUUUAGUAAUUUGGCAGAACUACAAUAAGAUCUGCUGUAGUUUAAACACAUUAUUAUAGUUGGUGCCGGGACAAGAAACUAAUGGAUGCAUAGUUGAAAAGUAUAAGAUCAGAUAUAUGUCAAAACUCUAAACCGAUUCAAGAAUGAAUUAUGUGAUUGGCUCCUUACAAUUCCUUAAAAUUGCAGUCUUAUGAUUAUAUUUGGAGCUGAAAACAUAUAAAAAUACAUUUAAAAAAAUAAUAGAAUUCUUUUCAGAAGUGCUAUCCAUGCAUAACAUUCUGUUGUUGGACUGUUAAAAUGGAAUCUUACAAGAUAGAUAGACAGAUAGAUAAACAGAGGAUACGACUGCUCAGUGUGGUUAUAGUGGCGCAGUUAAAGUUGAGCCUUUUAAAGUAUCAGUACACACCAGUGCAGUUCACACACAAGCAACUUACAACAAUCUUGCUUAAAGAGACUGAAAAUGUGCAAGACAACCAGCAAAGGAAGUGAUUCUGUGAGGAAUAAAACAUACAAAAAAGUGACAGCAUAUUUGGUGCUGCAGUGCAUUCUCCUGCUGGAGGCCAUUAUAUUGCUGAGUAUUGAGCACAAAACUAAGGCUGACAUAUAUGAGAACGGAGAGGAAAACUUUGCAAACCAAAAGAAUACUUUACGUGAGGAAAUCGAAAACUUGGAAACAAAAAAAGAUGGAUUACAGCAAGAAAACAAUAAUGCAAAUAAGCAAAAACAACAGUUAAAAGAAGAGGAAAAAGCACUGCUAAAACAUCUUCAUGGAAUGGAUGGAUGGAUGUGCUAUCAAUCAGUUUUUUACUACAUGUCCACUGAGACGAAGAACUGGACUGAGAGUAAAAAAGACUGUGAACAAAGAGGAGCAAGUCUGAUGAUUAUAAACAGUAAAGAGGAACAUAAGUUUUUUAAAUCUGAUGCUAAUGUUUGGAUUGGUCUGACUGACAAAAAUGAAGAGAGGAAAUGGAAAUGGGUUGAUGGCAGCGAACUGGCCACUGGUUUCAGCUCCUGGGGGCCUGGAGAACCAAAUGGACUUCAAGGAGAGAGCUGUGCUGCAUCGUUUUCAGCAGAAUUGUAUGAUUUUUCAUGCAGCGAGACUUUUAAUUGGAUUUGCGAGAGAAAAUAAUCCGAAAAGCUUUCAUUUGUGAGCUAAAAGUAGUAAGAUGGUAAAAAAAGAUGUAUUUUGCUAGAAAUAUAUGCAUACAUAUGCAGUUGAAGUCAGAAUU
Messenger RNA from Danio rerio (zebrafish), 1648 nucleotides. NCBI's taxonomy places the organism in Eukaryota, Metazoa, Chordata, Actinopteri, Cypriniformes, Danionidae. The record is from RefSeq and is a predicted model, not a curated record.